Penicillium diatomitis is the source of this 1854-nucleotide messenger RNA. RefSeq lists its product as uncharacterized. The record is from RefSeq and is a predicted model, not a curated record. Lineage: Eukaryota; Fungi; Ascomycota; Eurotiomycetes; Eurotiales; Aspergillaceae. The transcript has 3 exons. Bases 1 to 1854 code for a protein of 617 amino acids.
AUGCCCGUCAAGGUGCGAGGCUCGCUUCAAAGAAGCCUUUUCCGCUCCUGGGACAAUGCGGGCGUCUUCUUCUGUCCGUCCUGCUCAACUUGGCGUCGCGAACUCGCAACUCGCGCCAGAGUCAAAGAGAAUACCGCGGCACCGCGCCGAGGCAUUUACGCCUUGCAAAACACACCGGCACCUCUUCAUCGGAGAUUCACCACGUCUCCUACGAUAACGGCGGGGAAAUAUGUACCAGCUCAGUUCAAGGAGCUUUACGAUGCGCUGAGUGAAGUCAAGGACGCGGCCAUUGAGCAGGUGAGCUUGAGUCGGCUGUCACUUGCGCUGCGUGGAUUGGAGUCGGAGGCACCCUUGAUUCGGGUCGCUGUGCUUGGACUCGACAACGCAGAAGCUGCACGAAAAUUGGUUCGUCUGCUUUUAGCAGAUCCUCUCGGACCGCGCGAAGCAUGGGAAGAUAUCUUACAAAGCUACGAGGCCGAUCCAUCUCGUGGACUCCUGAUUCGGUACAUAUGGCGACGUUUCCGAAUCUAUUCCCAACGAUCUGCUCCCAACCAUAUCAAUUCGUUCGCCAUUAUUGAAAAAAGUAAUGUCGAACUGCUCGUCAGUUCGAUUGGUUCUGAUCCCGAGACGACGGGUGUGACACUCUCUGCCGAAUCAUUCCUCGUGCCCAAUGUCGCUAUUCCUACAUCACAUUCUGGCCGACAGAACUUUGUUCGAUAUCCAGUGCAUUACUCUGUUGUUUGUGGUACUGGGGUUGAUGGUCUGUUGGCCUUCAGCAACUUGAUGGGUCGAUCCAAUCUCCAGAAUGAAGUGGCCUCUGUUCGCGGUGCCAUCGAUCUCGCUGUGGCGGGUCAGAAGCAGAACAAUAGCAGUGUCUCAUUUGUCGACCUUGAUCGUGCCACAGCGGCUCUCGACAAGAUCCGCCAUUCAAUUCAGAACGCAUCAGAGUAUGAGCGCGGGUGGAAUGGCAGUGGUGUGCAGCCUGUCAUCGACUGGCUGUCGAUGAUUUCUCGUGAAGACCGAGAUACUAAGCUAAACCCUGCGCUCGCCCCACUGAUUGAAUCGCUGCUCAAUGCAGCUGAGAAGGGCGUCGCUUUGCGGGAGUCUGAAGCCCUUCGUGAGCAAACCGAGGGUACAGUCUCCUUAGCGGUCCGAUCUCAGCUCGAAAACGAAGUCAGCAUGUGGGCUGAGCAGGCGCACUCUGAGCUCCGCAGCUCUCUAGAAGCGGGCUUCGCUAGUCCUCGCUGGCGUGGACUGGCAUGGUGGAAACUAUUCUGGCGUGUUGACGAUGUGAGCAUGAUCACGUCGGAGAUUUUGGAGAAACAAUUCCUUCGCCAGGCCGAGCGCGAGGUCAUCUGGACGUCUGGCAAGUACAGGCAGGCUGGCCUCUUGAAUAUAGUUCCCGGAUCCAUUGCAGCCGACAAGCCGACGUCGGCUUUCUGGUCGACACAGAUUCCAGACAUGCGCAAUAAGCUUCUCUCGACCACUGUGCCCUCUCUACAGGCCUUGGCGCAGAGUCUCGUGUUCUUCAGUGUCUCCACCACCACCUUGGCCUCUGCGCUUUCCGCACUGACCUACGCUGCGGUUCCGGCCGCGUCUGUCUAUGAGUCGUGCACACUGGCAGCCAUCGGUCUGAUCUACUCAUUGCGCCGCCAGCAGAAGAAAUGGGAUGCUGCGCAGGAGUUUUGGGAGGAAGAGGUGCGAGACGAGGGCCGGACUGCCUUGCUCGACACCGAAGCCCAGUUGCGUCAGAUUGUCCGUGAGGGCGGCAAGCAAUUGGAGGUUUCUUCGGAUCGCCGGAUACGAGAGCUCAUUGCGCAUGCGCGCAAGGCUCUCGAAGAGGUUCGAGCUUAA